Bufo gargarizans (Asiatic toad) is the source of this 3727-nucleotide messenger RNA. RefSeq names its product zinc finger MYM-type containing 3 (gene ZMYM3). The transcript has 19 exons. NCBI's taxonomy places the organism in Eukaryota, Metazoa, Chordata, Amphibia, Anura, Bufonidae. Gene Ontology annotation, molecular function: zinc ion binding. The record is from RefSeq and is a predicted model, not a curated record. Bases 1 to 2706 code for a protein of 901 amino acids.
AUGGCAAAGGAUCUUCGUGGUGGACAAGGUAUCGUUGAAGAUGCAAUGAAUUUUAAAUUGUAUGAAAACAUUUUACAGGAGAAUAAAAACACAAAAGUUUAUCCAUGUAUCUAUUGCAAAACCCUUUGUAAAAACUUUGAAAUGCUGUCUAAUGUGGACAAGACUGGCCGUGUGGGUCUCUUCUGCUCUAUUUGCUGCAUUACCUCGUAUAAAGUCAAGCAGUCUGGAAUACCAGGCCCUGCUCGACCUUGUAGCCUGUGUAGGCGCAGUCUGUCAGAACCAGCUUAUUACAACAAAACAGAACGUGUUCUUUACCAGUUCUGCAGUCCCAGCUGCUGGACCACCUUUCAGCGUACCAGUCCUGAGGGUGGCAUCCAUCUGAAUUGUCAUUACUGUCACAACAUGUUUACCGGCAAACCGGAGAUCUUGGAUUGGCAGGACCAUGUGUAUCAGUUCUGUUGUAAGGAUUGCUGUGAGGACUACAAGCGCCUCCAUGGAGUAGUGUCACAGUGCGAGUAUUGUAAGCAGGAAAAAAUCCUACAUGAAAAGAUCCGUUUUUCAGGUGUGGAGAAGAAUUUUUGUAGUGAGGGUUGUGUGCUGCUAUACAAACAGGACUUUACCAAGAACCUAGGCCUGUGUUGUAUAACUUGUACUUACUGUUCCCAAACCUGUCAGCGAGCGGUCACUGAGGAGCUGGAUGGUAGCACGUGGGAUUUUUGCAGUGAAGAAUGCAAGAGCAAGUAUCUACUAUGGUAUUUCAAGGCAGCGAGAUGUCAUGCCUGCAAACGUCAGGGGAAAUUGCUGGAAACCAUUCACUGGCGCGGAGAAAUAAAACAUUUCUGCAAUCAGCAGUGUCUGUUACGUUUCUAUAACCAACAAAACCAGCCCAACCUGGACACGCAGAAAGGGCCCGAAAGCCUGCUUCACAGUAAGAAAGGUCAGAAUGCAGGAUCCAAAACCCCAGCAAGUACACAGCAAAAAACAGAGACUAACGCAGCAUCACCAAAACCUGCCUCACCAGAGACUGCCCCUGCUCCACCACCUCCUCCUACGCCCAGCGUGCCACGUAAAAACAAGGCUGCGAUGUGUAAACCAUUAAUGCAGAAUCGAGGCGUCUCCUGCCGAGUGGAAACAAAAAGCACAGACUGUCAGACAGAUGAGGAUUGGAAGCCACAGGUUAUUAUUCUACCUAUCCCUGUGCCCAUAUUUGUGCCAGUACCUAUGAAUUUAUACUCUCAAAAAGUGCCUGCUCCAUUCUCUAUACCUGUUCCGGUGCCUGUACCUCUGCUGCUACCUACCACUUUAGAAAAUACUGAUAAAAUUGUGGAAACCAUUGAAGAACUGAAAGUUAAAAUUCCUUCCAACCCAUUAGAAGCUGAUAUUCUAGCCAUGGCUGAAAUGAUUGCAGAGGCAGAAGGGCUGGACAAAUCCUCUGACUUGUGCGAGCUUUCCAGUGACCAGAGUGCUGAGGGUCUUUUGGAAGACUGUGACAUAUUUGGGCCCACGCGAGAUGAUGUUCUGGCAAUGGCAGUUAAAAUGGCAAAUGUGCUUGAAGAACCAGGGCAGGACUUGGAGGCUGAUUUCCCAAAAAAUUCUGCAGAUAUAAAUCAGAGUGUGGAUUUCCUGCUGGAUUGUGGUUUAGUGAGCUCGGAUGAUGCUUCCGAGCAAGAUGCUUCUCGAGUUUUACGAAAGGGCCCAAAACGCAUGCUUUUAUCAGAAAAAGAGAGCAGCUCUCGGGACUCUCUUCUUAGCCAACGGAGCACUACAAACCUAAGUUUUACUUAUGGUGUAAAUGCCUGGAAAACUUGGGUGCAGCGAAAGUAUGAAGGGGGUGAGCCCAGCAAAGGAGAGGAAUUGCGCUUUGGCCCUAAACCUAUGCGUAUAAAAGAAGACAUUUUGGCCUGUACAGCAGCCGAACUUAAUUAUGGCUUGGCACAAUUUGUGAAGGAGAUAACUAGACCAAAUGGUGAACGAUAUGAGCCAGACAGCAUUUACUACCUAUGCCUGGGCAUCCAACAGUACCUCCUUGAAAACAGCCGGAUGGUGAACAUUUUCACUGACCUCUAUUACCUGACCUUCGUUCAAGAACUGAAUAAGAUUCUGACUUCGUGGCACCGCAGCCUGACGCCCAGUAGGCUGAUAUUCUCACGAGUGGAAGAAGAACAUCUGUGGGACUGUAAGCAGCUGGGCGUGUACUCUCCCUAUGUGCUCCUGAACACACUCAUGUUCUUUAAUACCAAAUUCUUUGGCCUGCGGACUGCAGAGGAGCAUAUGCAGUUGUCCUUUACCAAUGUUGUUCGACAUUCCCGCAAAUGUGCAACCAGCAGAGGAACCUCGAAAGUAGUGAGCAUCAGAUACUAUUUUCCUGCGCGACAAAAGAAAGGCAGAGAAAGUUUAGCAAAGCGGAAGCGUGAAGAUGAUCAGCAACCAGUAAUGGAGCAGCAUGAGAAUAAGAUGAACCCUCUACGAUGCCCUGUCAAGUUUUACGAGUUUUACCUUUCUAAAUGCCCUGAAAAUCUUCGAAACCGCGCUGACGUGUUUUACCUGCAGCCAGAGCGAUCAUGUGUGGCAGAAUCUCCCCUUUGGUACUCUGUUAUUCCCAUGGACAAAAUCAUGUUGCAGAGUAUGCUGAGCCGCAUUCUAGCUGUGCGAGAGGUGUAUGAAGAACAGUUACGAGGGGGCACUAUAGGCGAGGACACUGAUUAAAUGGACAAGAAAGUGGGGGGUAAACAGUACAUUCUAAAGGAUUGUAAGCCUAUCGCCCAUGAAUACUGAACUUCAAGCCCAAUGGAGACGAUAAAGGACAUCACUUUGGGAAUUCAUCUACCACAGACGUUAGCACAAUAAAGUGCUGGACACUUCCCCAUCAGACCUUCCUGAAAGCUUUGUUGCAGAGUGAUCUGUCAAUGUUCUGUCCUCACAUCCUCUACAUCAUAGGAGGGCAAGUGAGAGAGGGAGUGGGCUGCUGACUUUUGUGUUUCUUUAGUUUUUGUUUUUAUAUUCUAGAUGCAGUUGGGUUAGGGCCAAUAGGACCAGUGUCAUGGAGAACUUAGCAUCACUCCAGUACAUAGUAGGCUUUCCUGCUUCUGACUCACAUUAUUCACCCCUUUCAGUGCACUUAGUUACACCAUUUAUGAGAUACCAGUUUUUAACUUGGUAUUGCUUCAUACACCCUCACCGAUCGAUGAGCCUCGCAAUGACAUUAUAGAGGUCUUCCCUAGUUUCUUCCAGAACAUCACAUCAUUUCUUCAGCUGACACGCUUCCCAGUGAUAGAUAUCACUUAGGUCUUUACCCUGUCUCCAUCAUUGGUUUAGCACAUUGUAAUUCUGCCAUUGGCCAGCAAGUGUCCUUGUAACCACAUGAGUUUUCAUACUUCGAGAAAAGCCAGGGUUGUAAACGUCUUUAUAACGAAAUAGCCUGAAUCGCCAUCUUUCAUGCUUUUGUGUCGUCAUAAGUGAUCAAUCCCCUGUCAAGGCCAUUUUUAUUAAAAGGAGACUGUUUAUGCAGAUGACGAUUGGGCAUUUUUUUUUUCUUUUCUGUGAAAGACGCUUAUUUUCCUCUGAUAUUUUUUAACCUGUUGAACAGUUUGGCUGCUUUUCAGAUAUGUACAUACUGUUUUUAAGAGUGUACCCUUGGCACUCGCCUCAUGUUCUCGGUUGUCAUGUGCUAGGUCCUGAGCAGCCCUGUUGUGGGAAAGUUUCAUUGCAAAUAAAGAUUUUAAUUUCC